Messenger RNA from Acanthoscelides obtectus, 639 nucleotides. Lineage: Eukaryota; Metazoa; Arthropoda; Insecta; Coleoptera; Chrysomelidae. The record is from the annotation of a GenBank genome assembly.
AUGGCCCGAAAGAGUUUCGUGACAAUAAUUUGUCUUCCACCGCACUCUACACAUAAACUGCAGCCGCUCGACAAGACAUUCAUGGGACCAUUAAAAGCUUUUUAUAGUGAGGAAGUAAGACAAUUUAUUAGACAUUCAAACCGCGCUGUUACACCAUAUGACAUCAUGGAGCUCUUUGGGAAAGCUUACCUUAAGGUCCAGACGGGAGAUAUUGCAGUCAAUGGUUUCAAGGCAACCGGAAUUUUUCCUUUGAACAAAAAUAUUUUCACAGAGGCUGAUUUCAUAGCCUCUGAAAUCGAAGCAGAGAAAACAUGCAAUGCACCCCAGGCUGAUCAGUCAAAGGUGGUAGGAUCUACAUCAUCUUCCCAUGCAUCAUUUUCUCAAUGCUGCUCUUCAAGCACUCCAAAGAAUCUACCUGGACCAUCGAAGCAAAUUAGCCCUUUUCAAAUUGCCCCAGUACCCAACAUCAAGAAAAAGGUCACAAAUCGUGGUCGCAAGUCUUCAAGUGCGUGUGUGAUCACAGAUACACCAUACAAAGAAGAGCUUUCGAAGAGCCUGGAAAAGUCUGCAGCGAACAUGAGCAAAAAAAAAUUGCUAUUUAACGAUUUUGAUGGCUCAAAAAAAAAAGAGCAGCAAUAA